Messenger RNA from Rhopilema esculentum, 4335 nucleotides. NCBI's taxonomy places the organism in Eukaryota, Metazoa, Cnidaria, Scyphozoa, Rhizostomeae, Rhizostomatidae. The record is from RefSeq and is a predicted model, not a curated record.
CUUUUUUCUUCCUGGUCUUUGUCUAUUUAUACAUCAAUGCCUAAGCAACCAAAUAAACCAUUCCUUGCAAGUUUUCCAUCUUCCAGUUCAUUUUAUUUGAACCUCAUCAACUAAAGCUUUAACUGUUACUACAAUGACAUGUUCAUGACAAGCUCAAUAAUUUUUCAAAGAAAAAGUGCAGUGCAUGGCAAGUCUUGGGUUACAUGUAACAUGUGCAAAUGGGUUUUUAGGCAUAAAUUUUAUGUUGUUUGGAAAUCCUCCUCACAAUUAUAGCAGAAAAAUCAUAUUAGCUAAUGGUUUUUUUCAUACAAUCUAUUAAUCAUUCAACCUUUUCAUGAUGAUUUUAAUAGCAAGUAAUCCUUUGAAUACAAUUUUCUACAAUAAAGUUGUUGUAGCAUCAAAAUAAGAUAGCAGUAUUUGCUUCAAGAAAAUUCAGAAAGCUGCGACACAUUGAUAGGCAUUUCUAGUAUAAAUUUUGUCUGGUGAGUAAGUAAAAUAGGUUCUGCAAAGCUAUAAAAUACAAAGCACAUCAGAGCAGCCUUGUACAUGAUGUGAACUCUUGUCAACAAUUUAAAAUGCAACCAAUUAAACAUUAACUGCUGUCUGUUAGACAACUGAAUAAUCUUUCACAGUAACUGCAAUUCCAGAUCUGCUUGUUUUUGUUGGCUUCAAGGGGUUUGAUGAUUUCUUUUCCUUGGCAUUAAUUGCAGCAUAUAAACAAAUAUACAAUAUCUAUUCUAAUAUUCAUUUGGUUUGAGUAAUACCAACAAGGAAUCAUAUGCACUUUCUGGAAACUAACAAACAGAACAGCGAGCAUAGAAAGUAGGAAAAUACUCAAUUUGCCACUAGUGUUGUAGUGCUAUCAAAAUAACAAUGUGCUCUUGCACAUACUGUAAUGUUGCUAAAACAAUAGCAAAAGUAGAAAUUGGCUAACUUUUGGCAUUGCAAGGGGUGCAGCCCCUUUUUGUGACAAUCCAGUUUGUUACUGUUGCCACUAAUUGGGUUUUUUGCUGUUGCCAUAGCCCAUUAGGUUUACAAAAUUCCCUUAUUUUGCAUAAAAUAACACUUCAAAGUUUUUUCAACUUUAACAAAGUUUUUGUUGACAAUGAGAUAUUUCCAGGGACGCUGGAGAGGGGGAGUUGCAGGGGGGGCGUCCUUGUUGCCUUUUAAUAAGAGGAGGAAGAGAGUCCAAGUGCCCUUAGCACUGGCCAUUUGUAAUUUAAAAAGUUCAUAUGAAAUUCUGACUGAACUGACUUUUUUAUGACGACAUUUUUCAAAACAUUCAAAGAAAUAUCUUAUGCCAAAAGCCAAUUUUUAAGUUAUCUACAAAAGAUUGUAACAAAUGACAAUUACAAAAGAAUUGUAGCUGGGAAUUAUUUUUCAAAUGCCCUUUUUCUCAAGCCUGCCCCCCCCCCUCCCCCUUAGUCGUUCCGGCAUCCCCGGAUUGUUCCAGACUGAGCUGGUGUUAAAUCGUGAGACAACAAAUUUCUUUGAUGCUAAAGUGGUUCUCUUCUUUUCAAAAACUGAAUGACUAAUAACAAAUAGUAAUCAAUAACAAGUAGCAAAAGGUAAUGUCGAAAAUAGGCACCAAUUGUAUGGUCAGUGGUAUGGUCUCUUGAACUCAAUGGCAAGAUAUAUGCAUAUUAAUGAUUGUGACAGCUUUUAUUUAGAAUUGUCGCAGAAACCUGGGCAAAAUAAUGGAAUUCUGGCAUCAUAACGAGCAUGGAGAAACAGCAGAACCAAUUAAAUAAAACAAUCCAAUGUACAGGAAUUUAAAAGGUAAGCAGGAAGGAAAAACAUAAGGAAAAUGUUCCCUAGUGUCCACAUUUUCGAGUCGAGGCUCAUAGAAUCUGAAAUCGAGGUGGAUUUCAAAUGGCGCUUGAUUUUGUUUUGGCGCAAAAGAAGAUGUGUUAACGUCGACAAACCUUGUAAUCUGCCAGGCAGAGUAAAUUAUGCUACAUUCGUUGAAGAAAACUAUAUCAGGAGCAAUAAGUAGUAUAAAAGAUAAAGUAAGCCCAUCGCUGCCCGAAGAAAGAAUACAAGGGAAGUAUGAUAAACCGAACCUAAAAAGGGUCCGCCAGAGCCAAAGCCAAUUUCUUUCUGAGUCAAAUUUGGACCAAGACAUUUUUGGGGUGCCAACUAAAAAGAGAUUGAAAAAGAAUAAUGAAGGCUUGAAUAACUUUCUUGAAACAAACAAGGGUGGAGACAAUAAAUCAGAUUCUACUCCAAAAAAUUUACUCAGUUUUAAGGCAAGCCAGGCAGUCACCUCACUAGCAAUGGCCUAUACAAAGGACCCUCAAAAUUUUAAAAAUCCCUUAAAGUUGAAGAAGAUAGAAGAAGCCAAGGUUAGGAUCCCUUCUAUAGCACUCCAAAGAAGAAAAUCACUUCAUGGAAGCAUAAGUGAAGAUGAUUCAGAAUUGCUAUCUUGUGUCACUGGAAAAGAGACAAUAAGCAGUUCAUUGCAGUUAAGUAGUGAUAGAGUUCUUAAUGGAGCAAAAGGAAGUGGAAAAGUGUCUCUUCAAGAAGACACCGAAGGAUCAAUGUUUUCAAUAUGGAAUAGACAGAAACGAAAACUAUAUGCAGCUGAGACUGUUAUUCGACUAGAAGAGCGUGAUCGAUACAAAAAGCUUCUUGAAGAGUACACAAAUGCGUCAUCGGCUUUUUCAUCAAAUUCUGUUCCUGAAUCAAGACUUAACAAGGAAAUGCACGAAAGAUCUCAGCACUUAUUUGAAGAUGACAGUUAUCCAAGGUUGCGAAACGCUGGCGCAAUUCUUGACAAAUUCAGCAAGGCAUUUGAAGUGAAUUCGUCUACAAAUUCUCUACUAUCAUCCACUGCUAUUGCUUCAGAAGCCGAUUUACUCAGAAGUGCGAACUCCAAGGCAAGAAGUUUUAAUGGCACGGACACAACUAAUAUCAAUAGGUCUCCCGAGAGUCCACUACAUGAAGACGCAAACCCAUUAGGGAAUAUUUGGACGGCAAGAUGGAGAAAGAUUUUAGACGAAAAAGAAGUAGAUCGACGAAAAAGAAUUCAACACGAGGAAUCCAAACUGAGAAGUUUAGAGAGAAAGCGGAAAGAAAGAGAAUCAGAGCUGCUACGAAAGAUCGAAGAUCGAAAGAACCUUGACAAGAAAAAAGUUGAACCAAAGUUGCCGCCUUUGACGGAUGAAAUGUGCAAAUUGAUAUCAUAUGCCUGGUGCGCGGGAAACCCGCAGGAAUGUUUAGUUGAUGCAUUCAAUGUAUCAAUAACGAGACACGACAUGGCAACACUUGCUCAGCUGAACUGGCUGAAUGAUGAGAUCGUUAACUUUUACUUCAAUUUAUUGAAAGAAAGAAGCAAGCAGCCGGGACAGUUAAAGAUGCAUUUCUUCAAUUCCUUUUUUUAUCCAAAAUUAUUGAAGACUGGUUACGCUGGAGUUCGAAGAUGGACUAAAAAGGUUGACAUUUUUUCAGUUGACAUGGUUGUGUUGCCAGUUCAUCUGGGUAUGCACUGGUGUCUGGCCGCGAUCGAUAUGCGAAAGAAGCAAAUAGCGUAUUACGAUUCGCUGAAGGGAAACAAUGCACAAUGCAUUAGUGCCUUAAGGAAAUAUAUCUCUGAAGAGCAUAAAGACAAAAAGAAAUCUCCGCUUAAUAUCGACGAAUGGACGGAGUGUUCGCCUAAGGACAUUCCAGAACAACUAAACGGGUGCGAUUGUGGUGUUUUCACCUGCAAGUUUGCAGAAUGUCUUACAAAAGACUCACCAAUGAAUUUCAGUCAGGCAAAUAUGCCGUACUUUCGGAAAAGAAUGGUCUACGAAAUCAUGACGAAAAAAUUGCUUUAGAACCAUAAGGACGGAGGGAGCAUUUGUGUCAGUGACGACCCCUGGUAUAAGAAGUUCGAGGUACUUGAAACUGGGAUUGGUUUUAAUUCCAUUAUAAAAGACGUUUCACGAAGAAAAACCAGUUCAAGAAUAAAUGAUACAGAAGGAAAAGGAAACAACAACAAUUUUUAUGCAUAAAAACACAUAAUGAAAUUAGCAGCCUAACGAGGCUAUUUUAGCAGCCUAAUGAAAUUAUUGACUAUGAGCUAGAAGAUUUAUUUGAGAAAUAAAUGUCCAUGAAUUGUUUAAUCCUCGAAUUGUUCUGCUUCAAUGGUUUAAUAGUAAACCCUUUACAGUAAUAUGAGUUAGUUAGUGCAAUGUCAACACGCCCGCUCUAUAUUAACAAUUCCAUUCUUAUUUUCUCUAUAUAUUUAUUAUUAAUUAUAAAACCCUAAACAAGCCGCCUGUGAAGUAUAUUUGAUCAUAUUUGAUUUUGAAAAAGUCAUUUUAAUCUCAGAGAACUCCGCAGCAAAAUAUA